This is a messenger RNA of Cuscuta campestris, 661 nucleotides long. The record is from the annotation of a GenBank genome assembly. NCBI's taxonomy places the organism in Eukaryota, Viridiplantae, Streptophyta, Magnoliopsida, Solanales, Convolvulaceae.
UCAAAUUAUAUCAUUUAACAAAAAAAAGAGAAAAGAAAACCAUAAUCAGGUCAUCAUCACUAGCUUGCAGAUCAAUGGCAGCUUCAUCAUGGUCGUCAAUUGGUUUCCCGGGCCCUAAUUCUUCUGCAGGUUUCUUGUCAAGAAGAAACCCUAGUUCUAGAUCGCAGACAACCUCAAACAACAUUAUCAUCAUCGCCAAAGGCUUGAAAAUUCUCACACUACUUUUGUCUCAUAUAUAUACCAUAUAUUUGAAUUGUGUGAUUUAUAUCGACUAGUACAUCGCCCGUGCGAUGCACGGAUAAAAAACUUAUCCUAAUUGAUAAAAAAUAUAUAAAAUGUUAAAAAUCAAGAUUAUUACUGUAUAUAAAUAGUAGAUAUGUGUGAUUUCCAUUUGUAUAUCUUAUUAUUAAAUGAAUUUUAUUAGACACAAAAAAUAAAAGGGUGAGUUUUAGGGUUUACUGUAUAAAAUACACAAUAUGAGAAUGAAGAACAAUCAACUUUGUUUAUUAACAUGAAUCAUACCAUUAGUAACGUCGCUCAAUGGAUUUAUCGAAUCACAUGAUAUCCGUCUAUGCAAUAACCUUGAUUGAUAGAUACUUUGGAAAGUCAACAAUGAGAUAUUAUGAUCUCCACAUUACCGGUAUAAAUACUACAGAGUAUU